AAACUAAUUUCGUUUGUCUGUGAUUUAACCUAUAACUGAAAAAGUAUAAUUUAUUAAAUACUAAAUAAUCCCAAAUAUCAAAAUGUCUCUAACAAAUGCACCUAGAAUAUCUCAUUUAAUGAAUAAAUUUAGAAUAUUGAGGCAUUCGGGAAAGGUCUCAUCUUACAAAUAUAUGUCUAGUAUUUCUAAAUAUUCAGAACAUAAAUCAAUUGAAAAAAUUCGAAAUAUAGGUAUAUCUGCACAUAUAGAUUCUGGUAAGACAACACUUACCGAAAGGAUAUUGUUCUAUACUGGCAGAAUAGAAUCGAUGCACGAAGUAAGAGGAAAAGAUAAUGUUGGUGCAACAAUGGAUUCAAUGGAACUGGAAAGACAGAGGGGUAUUACAAUCCAAUCUGCGGCAACAUAUACCUUAUGGAAAGAACAUAAUAUCAAUAUAAUCGACACACCAGGUCACGUGGAUUUUACAGUGGAGGUGGAAAGAGCUUUGAGGGUGUUAGAUGGUGCAAUUUUAGUUUUAUGUGCAGUUGGGGGAGUUCAGAGUCAAUCUCUUACUGUAAAUAGACAAAUGAAAAGGUAUAAUGUACCUUGUCUGGCAUUCAUAAAUAAAUUAGAUAGAAUGGGGGCAAACCACCUUCGUGUUUUAUCACAAAUGCGAUCCAAAUUAAACCAUAAUGCUGCCCUUGUUCAAUUACCCAUAGGUCUUGAGAGUGAAUGUAAAGGUAUAAUAGAUAUUGUAGAGCAAAGAGCCAUUUAUUUUGAAGGAAACUAUGGUGAGGAAUUGAAAUAUGAUCAAAUUCCUAAAGAUAUGGUGACAGAAAGUAAUGAUCGAAAACAUGAACUCAUUGAACAUCUAUCUAAUGCUGAUGAACUACUUGGAGAAAUGUAUCUGGAGGAGAAAGAAAUAACAGUAGCAGAUAUAAAAUCAGCAAUAAGAAGAACUUGUCUUAAGAGAAGUUUUACUCCUGUCUUUGUUGGUACAGCACUAAAAAAUAAAGGAGUUCAACCUUUAUUAGAUGGAGUACUUGAUUAUUUACCUAAUCCAGGAGAAGUUGAUAACUAUGCUUUAAAGGAGGAAGAUGGUGAAGAAACCCAAAAAAUAAUAUUGAAUCCAAGUAGAAGUAGUUCUAGCUCAUUUGUUGCCUUAGCAUUCAAGCUCGAGGCAGGCAGAUUUGGGCAACUUACCUAUAUGAGAUGUUAUCAAGGAAUGCUCAAGAAAGGUGAUACAAUCUUCAAUGCAAGAACUCAAAGGAAAGUUAGGAUAUCUCGAUUAGUUAGAAUGCAUUCAAACACUAUGGAAGACGUUACUGAAGUGUAUGCUGGUGACAUUUUCGCUUUAUUUGGAGUGGAUUGUGCAAGUGGUGACACUUUUGUAACGAACUUGAAAGAAAACAUUUCAUUGGAAUCCAUUUAUGUUCCGGAACCUGUUGUUUCCAUGUCGAUCAAUCCAAAAAAUAAUAAGGAUAGGGAUAAUUUUUCAAAGGCUAUCUCUAGAUUUACUAAAGAAGAUCCAACUUUCCAUUUCUGGUUUGAUAAUGACAAUAAAGAAACUAUUGUAUCAGGUAUGGGCGAACUUCACUUGGAAAUUUAUGCGCAGAGAAUGGAAAGAGAAUAUAACUGUCCAGUUUUAUUGGGUAAGCCAAAAGUAGCAUUUCGAGAAACUUUGGUGUUACCAUGUGAAUUUGAUUAUCUCCAUAAGAAGCAAUCUGGAGGACAAGGACAAUUUGCUAGAGUUACAGGAAUAUUGGAGCCUCUUCCUCCCCAAAGAAAUACUUACUUGGACUUUGUGGAUGAAACAGUUGGUACCAACAUACCAAAACAGUUCAUUCCAGGUAUAAAAAAAGGGUUCUUGGCUAUGGCUGAAAAAGGUUUAUUGGCAGGACAAAAAUUAUCAGGAUUGAAGUUCCGUUUGAUUGAUGGAGCCCACCAUAUUGUUGACUCCAGCGAAUUGUCAUUCUUUUUAGCAGCUCAAGGAGCAGUAAAACAAGCGUUUGAAGUAGGAGCGUGGCAUAUCCUGGAACCUAUCAUGUCCGUAGAAGUGAAUGCUCCAAAUGAAUUUCAAGGGACUGUCAUCGCUCAGUUGAACAAAAGACAUGGAAUUAUAACUGGCACGGAGGGUACAGAAGGAUGGUUUACUCUACAUGCCGAGGUGCCUCUGAAUGAAAUGUUUGGUUAUGUGGGAGAAUUGAGAUCUAGCACGCAAGGAAAAGGAGAAUACACAAUGGAAUACUCGAGAUAUUCGCCGUGCUUACCGGAUUUACAAGAAAAAUUAAUAUUAGAGUAUCAGAAAUCUAUGGGACUGUUACCUGAAGAUAAGAAAAAGAAGAAGAACUGAGAAUCAUUUGAAUUAAAAAUGUAAAUAUUAAUUUAAAUUGUCUUUCUAAGGUAGGAUUUAGACUUAACGUUUAUACUUGUAGUUACCUCGAAGUUGAAUGUUUUAGUGAGAAAUAUAAUUCAGGAAAAAAUUCUGCGAGUAGUGAAUUUUUUAGUUUGUAAUAAUGAAAACUUUGGAACUUUUAAUCCAAAAAGCUAACUAAAAAGGAACUAAGUAAAUAAUAAAUUUUGAAACAAUAUUUUUUACAAAUAUUUUAAUUUCAUAAACAAAGUUGUUUAUUGUUUUAUACUUAAAUGACUUAUAAUUAAAUUGACAAUAGAAUGAA
Molecule: messenger RNA, 2657 nt
Organism: Harmonia axyridis
Lineage: Eukaryota; Metazoa; Arthropoda; Insecta; Coleoptera; Coccinellidae
Gene: mEFG1
Product: elongation factor G, mitochondrial
Exons: 7
Coding region: 83-2332 (749 amino acids)
Biological process (GO): mitochondrial translational elongation
Cellular component (GO): mitochondrion
Molecular function (GO): GTPase activity; GTP binding; translation elongation factor activity
Source: RefSeq, a predicted model, not a curated record